AUCCCUCUAAUAAUAAUUGCGAAGUAACUCAUAUUGAUGGGCUUCAGGCAUUUCAAGUGAUUUACGAAUUCGCACGAGAUUUUGUUUUUAUUUCAAGAGAUAUUGGUGUGCGAUUUAAUUCGGCUCUUGAUCUUGUCGAUGUUGAAAACUCUUUUUCCUAUCGAAUUGAUUUACCACCAACUUCAAACAUUACAUAUAGGCUCAAUUGUAGUAAUAGCGUAAGGGAAGUUAAUAGAAUUUGGAUAGCCAUGAAUGUUACUGAAGAAUAUAAGGGUGAUCAUUAUACUUGGCAACCUACAGAUGUAACUUUAAUUAGCGUUGUCCAAGAUUUUAUUAGCUUUUACAAAAAAGAUGAUUUUGGUGUUAUUAAAAUAUUUACUGAACAAGUCACUUUUAAUGACACUGUGGCCAUAAAUACAAUUAAAGGAUUUGAAGAUCUUGUUAAUACUGGCGUUAAGAAAUAUGAAAAUAAUAAGAUUGAUGAUUUUAUUGGCAAUAAUUCUUACACACGUGGGAAUGUUACGAGCUAUUAUUCGAAUAAAUUUGUUCCAAAUAUUUUAAGUUUACUUUCUAGUUUUAUAGCACAAUAUUUAAGAACCCCAAUUCCCUGGACAUCUAAUGACCUUAUUAUUUUAACAAAUGGUAUAUGUGGAUCUGCAUGCGCACUCAUUGCGAAACAUGCUGUAGAAAAUAAUAAUGUAACUUCUGUAGCGGUUGGCGGGUUUGUGAACACAUCAUUAUCAUAUUCUUCUUUCCCUGGUGGGUUUUUUAGCGAUUCGUCGGCCAUAUUUAAGAUAAGUUCAUUGAACAAUACUUUGAUACCUAAUCCCUUUCCUUUAGCUGCAUUCAUUACAUUUCCUUAUACUGAAGUUUACAGUAAAACACAACCCGAUCAAUUAUUAGAAUUUUUAUUUACCCCAGCUAAGUUCAGAUUAUAUUAUAAUGAUCAAAGUAUUUAUGAUCCAUCUAUAUUAUGGUCUGACGCAGCUGCUCUUAUCGGAAAAUAA
Molecule: messenger RNA, 1007 nt
Organism: Racocetra fulgida
Lineage: Eukaryota; Fungi; Glomeromycota; Glomeromycetes; Diversisporales; Gigasporaceae
Source: the annotation of a GenBank genome assembly